AUGGUUUCUCCACCUGCUCACACAUCGGUAGAGCCCCCGCGUCUCAUCAGUGCUGUAAUAAUCAAGAUGGCUUCAACUUCUAGCUCUACUCCAAAGUCUCGCCAUUUUACUCCUGCUUUUAUUCCAAUCCGCGAUCGCGUACCAGAGAACCUUCAAAUUCAACUUCACAUUCGGAAAGGUCGUCCUCAGGUGACAUGUCGAGCUUUAAAGGAUCUUCCUGAUCCUGCACCAUGGACUUUUGUCCUCAAUCAUGAGGAUUUUGAGAGCUUGCUAAUGGGAAUUCGUGAUCAUAUUCCAAAAGCAACCAAAGAUGGUUUUUACUGGCCAGAGGAUGCCCAACCAUAUUUACAGCCUACUCACAAUACGACACAAAAGCUUUAUCAAAGGCUGGACCCAGAAAAUUAUAAAAUGCUGCUUACAAAGUCAUGGCGGAAAGAACUUCGACGGAUGAAUGGGGAUGCGUCAAAAGUCUAUGUUCACUUGUAUAUUUAUCUUGCUUCACCAGAAGAAGGAGAAGAAGGACAGGAACAAGGACAGGAGCAAGGACAGGAACAGGGACAAAGACAAAGACAAAAACAAAGGCAAGAAAGUGCUGAUGGCGUUUCCGUUAUUACUGAUGAUAGACAAUCAACGCCUGCCAGUCAAGGAGAAGCAUCAACGUCUAGGAAGCGAGGCAUUUCAGAGGUAGUGAGCAUGGAGCCACGACGACAGGAUUCUAUGGUUGGAUACAUUACUCCAGUCCAAUAUGGACGUCGCUCAGAUCGUGAACCAAUGUUGCGUACACUUGAAGAUGAUAUAUUACUGCAGCUUGAGAGAGAAGCGCAGAUUCGAACACAGCUCAUUCGCGAGAGAAGACAAGCGGCAGAAGAAGCAGAACAACGACGGCAGUUGCGGCAGCAGCGUCAACAUCAGCAUCAACAAGAGGAUCUUGAUGAUGACAAUGAUGAGAUGAGAACCAUCUACGUUGAGAUCAAUGGCACUAGACUACCUGUUCGAGUGGAUGUACAUUCUUUGAGAAAAGCGCUUGGCGUACCAAACCCAAAUGAAUUUGAUGAUACAUGCAUGUGA
Lobosporangium transversale is the source of this 1068-nucleotide messenger RNA. RefSeq lists its product as hypothetical. Bases 1 to 1068 code for a protein of 355 amino acids. The record is from RefSeq and is a predicted model, not a curated record. The transcript has a single exon. NCBI's taxonomy places the organism in Eukaryota, Fungi, Mortierellomycota, Mortierellomycetes, Mortierellales, Mortierellaceae.